GGACCCACCCUAUCCGCCUCGAGGUUUGACGUAGGCAAUACCAGCGGAAGACGUUCUCUUUUACGGUUGCCGUCUGCGAGGGACAUCAUGAAGGCGUCCGGCACUCUGAGGGAAUACAAGGUUAUUGGCCGCCUGCUCCCCUCUGCCAAGAAUCCCACCCCGCCUCUCUACCGCAUGAGAAUCUUUGCACCUAACCAUGUGGUGGCCAAGUCCCGUUUCUGGUAUUUCGUCUCCCAGCUGAGGAAGAUGAAGAAGGCUUCUGGAGAAAUUGUGUACUGUGGACAGGUCUUUGAGAAGUCUCCCCUGAAGGUGAAAAAUUUUGGCAUCUGGCUGCGGUACGACUCUCGAAGUGGCACCCACAACAUGUACAGGGAGUACCGCGACCUGACAACAGCCGGAGCUGUCACUCAGUGCUACCGGGAUAUGGGGGCUCGCCAUCGUGCUCGUGCCCAUUCCAUCCAGAUCAUGAAGGUGGAGGAGAUCCCUGCUAGCAAGUGUCGUAGACCUGCUAUCAAGCAGUUCCAUGACUCCAAGAUCAAGUUCCCUCUGCCACACAGAGUUCUUCGUCGCCAGCACAAGCCACGCUUCACCACGAAGAGACCAAACACCUUUUUCUGAAUGAAAUUCAACAACCUUGGACUCUGUAUUUGAAUAAAAAAACAAAAGAGUUCAUUUUG
Molecule: messenger RNA, 677 nt
Organism: Lepisosteus oculatus (spotted gar)
Lineage: Eukaryota; Metazoa; Chordata; Actinopteri; Semionotiformes; Lepisosteidae
Gene: rpl18a
Product: ribosomal protein L18a
Biological process (GO): translation
Cellular component (GO): cytosolic large ribosomal subunit; ribosome
Molecular function (GO): structural constituent of ribosome
Source: RefSeq, a predicted model, not a curated record